UAAAUUCUCCAUCGACUGUGAAGUCUGUGAAGUCUACAAGUCAUAAAAAUGCUAGACUCGCUGACGCUUCUAUUUGAGAAAUUCUUUCUUUUCUCAAACUUUAAUAUUUUUACAAGUCUAUGGCAGGAGGAGCCAGAGCGUGCGGUGAAAUGGCCAGUGCUCAGGAGAGGAGAUCUUCUGGAGGUGCAGCGCACUCUCUUCAUUCAUUACGGCAUCUAUCUGGGCGACAACAGGGUGGCGCACCUGAUGCCUGACAUCAUGCCAGCAUUAACCAACAACAAACAGCUCAUCAAACCAGUCGUCACUAACAAAAGACUCAUAUUAGGCUGUAUUUACAGAAACGCGAGUAUCCGCGUGGACUCGGUUGAAGAUUUCGCGUAUGGAGCUCAGAUUAUGGUCAAUGAUAUGGAUAUGAAAAUGAAGUGUCAAGCACUGGUGAGCGAAGAAGUCGCGAGGAGAGCAGAGAAACUGCUCGGCGACAUUCCGUACAGUUUAUUAUGGAAUAACUGUGAACAUUUCGUGACAUAUUGCAGGUACGGGACACCUGUGAGCCAGCAGACAGAGAAGUUCUGUGACUGUCUGAAAACCAUCAUUCGGGACCAGAGAAGUGUGGCCUUAACUGUUGGAAUAGGAGUGAUGUACAUCCUGUGCGUUGGCCUGGCACCUUCAACUACAUUACCCACAAUCCUUAUUCCCUUCAUUCUGUGGAUGGCUGGCUGAGAGACACUUUCACUACAGCACAUUAAACAACAAAGCUCAGUUUUAAAGGGGACAAGUACAAAACAAUGCAAUCCAUUCGUGCAGCAGUGGAAUAUGUGUAAACAUGCAAAGUCUGAUUAUGUAGUCAAACAAUGUUUAAGCAUCAAUUGCUUUUUUUCUUCGAUAUAUGUUAAAAGAUGAGCUCUUUCAUUUAAAUAAUUCAUGACAUGCUGUUAACUCUGCAUAUACAGCAAUGCUGUAUAUUUUUCAUCUUAAACCAUAUACCUAAAAUUGGUAAAUCCCAAUAUUGUUGUAUAGCUUAAAGUUACAGAUUGCAUGUACUGUUCACUAAAGGUGCCUUAUAUUUGUAUUAAGCAGAAAUGUUUAUGAUCACUGAUAUGGAAUUUAACUGAUAUGAUCCAUUUUAAUGUACUAUGGACUGUGAUUUAAGACAUAACAUAUAUAAGUAGUCCUACUUGUAUUUUUUUAUUGUUUUUAUUAAGCUCUGACGAUGCUUGAUUGUGAAUUUGUACAGUUUAAAAUGUAUAUUUAAUACCAUAAGUUUCUGAAUGAGAACCAGAACAGGAAUAAUUAUGCA
Messenger RNA from Sinocyclocheilus grahami, 1297 nucleotides. RefSeq names its product lecithin retinol acyltransferase-like. Lineage: Eukaryota; Metazoa; Chordata; Actinopteri; Cypriniformes; Cyprinidae. Gene Ontology annotation, cellular component: rough endoplasmic reticulum. Gene Ontology annotation, biological process: retinol metabolic process; vitamin A metabolic process. The transcript has 2 exons. The record is from RefSeq and is a predicted model, not a curated record. Gene Ontology annotation, molecular function: phosphatidylcholine-retinol O-acyltransferase activity. The coding region runs from base 49 to 720 and encodes 223 amino acids.